AACAAGUUUCUACUGCUGUCUACCGUUUCCAUUCUCUGCGUGUCAUUCACUUUUACUACUGUUCCUUCUCGUAUCGAUUUCCAGGGCUCUCUGGCCAUGAAACACUGAUGAUCACUUUGCCAACCUGGAUGUUCCCUGUAUUCCUGUCCUUUGCCAUUCAAGAAAGAACCCCGUUUUUUCCGAGCGCUGAAUUCUCAAUUUCAUCAACCUCGAAUUCACUUCCCAAGUCUCCAAACACCCUACCAAUCAGACAUUGGUGAUUGAUAUCGAAAUUCUCGGAGGUGUUGUUAUCUUCAAAUUCAGCCAGCAUUGUCAGGGUCAUUUGUCCUUCAAAUGCUACCUUCACGAUCUCCCCUUUUCAGUCAUUCGUGGGUUUCAAUCUCACAAACUUUCCCAUACCCCUCAAAGAUAUUGCUGAUCAUGAUGGUAAUUCUCGGAUCUCCAAUUCCAAGCACGGAGCCCUUCCUCCGUCGCCCGAUUCGUCUGUCGCUUAAACAUAAAACCCGGCGCCAGCUAGGAACAGCUUGCUAGCAAAACACCGCGACUUGAUGGAUUCUUCACAGCCAUGUUGCAUCUUCAAACAUAUGAUCUCGGCGUUCAUCUAAUAUUUGUGGGAGAUACACCACGUGGAACUGUUUGUUCGCCACUAGUCGAAGGUAAAUAUGUAUAUAUUCUCCAAGAACUGUCGAGUUCCUCAUUCUACCUCAGCUUGGAUCCUGCGGCCUUUCAUCUCCCUACAAUCGCCUCUGUUGUGAUAUUUAUUCUACAUCAACUCAUACCUGAUCACUACCAUGAGAUUCACUCAAUUUCUGUCGUUGGGUUUGGCUUGUUUGACAACAGCGACUCCUGUUCCAGAAGCUGCACCAGGAUCAACCCACAGCUUACAGGAACGAGCUACAUACCCAUCCACUUCAGGAUUGAAGUUCAAUAUCGAUGGCAAAGUUGCGUAUUUCGCGGGGUCGAACUCAUACUGGAUUGGCUUCCUAACCAACAAUGCCGAUGUUGAUCUGGUUAUGAGCCAUUUGAAGGCAUCAGGGCUAAAGGUUCUCCGAAUUUGGGGCUUCAACGAUGUCACCCAGACUUCAGGUGGAGUCUGGUUCCAAAGUUUCGUCGCCGGCCAACAGCCUGUAAUCAACACAGGUGCAAACGGACUUCAAAGACUCGACUACGUCGUGAAAAGUGCCGAGUCCCACGGCAUCAAGCUCAUCAUCAACUUCGUCAACAACUGGGGUGAUUACGGCGGGAUGCUCGCUUACAACAACUAUUUCAAAACCACCAAGACUACAUGGUACAGCGAUUCGAGAGUCCAAGCACAAUAUCAAGCUUACAUCAAAGCUGUCGUCAGCCGAUAUCUCACAAGCCCGGCGAUUUUCGCUUGGGAACUGGCGAAUGAACCAAGGUGCAAUGGAUGUCCGACGUCAGUUGUGACUAAUUGGGUCACCAAGACCAGUAAUUAUAUCAAAGGACUUGAUCCGAAUCACAUGAUAACUCUCGGAGACGAGGGUUGGUUGAAAGGCGGUGGAGAUGGAAGCUAUCCUUUUACAACUGCUGAGGGGGUAGACUUUGAAGCAAAUCUUAGAGUCGCAAACAUCAGCUUCGGCACCUUUCAUCUCUAUCCAACACAAUGUAAACAUCUCCCUUUCCCUCUCAUACCCCUCACCCCCAUCUUCCCAAGUCUGACAGAUUCUAGGGGGACAAUCAAACGCGCUUGCAUUCGGCAACACUUGGAUCAAAGAACACGGCAGCAUCUGUGCCAAAGUCGGCAAACCCUGCAUCUUCGAAGAAUACGGCAUCGAGUCGAACAAGCCUGCGACCAUGGGUCCAUGGCAAACGACUGCUCUCUCGACCUCUGGCAUCGCUGCUGAUAUGUACUGGCAAUAUGGCGAUACUCUGAGCACUGGACGGACGGCUGAUGAUAGCUACACGAUUUAUUACGGCAGCAGUGAUUACAAGACUCUGAUUACAGAUCAUGUUGCUGCUAUUGACAAGAAAGAAGCUGGAUCGAGUGCAUAGGAUGAAGGCGCCGUAAGUAUAUUGGUUUUUUCUAGCCUUCGCGGCAUGUUUAAGGUCUGAACCUGGUAGCCACCAGCGAGCACAAGACGAGAUAGCUCUGCAAUAUGAACCUUACAAUUAUCAUCAUUGAAGC
This is a messenger RNA of Cadophora gregata, 2146 nucleotides long. RefSeq lists its product as uncharacterized. The transcript is spliced from 3 exons. The coding region runs from base 792 to 1865 and encodes 357 amino acids. The record is from RefSeq and is a predicted model, not a curated record. Gene Ontology annotation, molecular function: hydrolase activity, hydrolyzing O-glycosyl compounds. NCBI's taxonomy places the organism in Eukaryota, Fungi, Ascomycota, Leotiomycetes, Helotiales, Ploettnerulaceae.